AUGUCUCGACACGAAGCAUGGCAACCCUACCGCCGAUCUCAUGUGAUCACCAAAACCGUUGACGAGAGAGCCUGGCGUGGCAAGUUCUGCCCGCGUCUCGUUGGCCACGGCAAUGUCGUCCAACAAGCGCACUUUGCCGCCAACCUAUCCGCCUUCACGCCGCUUGCGCCGUAG
Messenger RNA from Neurospora hispaniola, 174 nucleotides. RefSeq lists its product as uncharacterized. The transcript has 2 exons. The record is from RefSeq and is a predicted model, not a curated record. The coding region runs from base 1 to 174 and encodes 57 amino acids. NCBI's taxonomy places the organism in Eukaryota, Fungi, Ascomycota, Sordariomycetes, Sordariales, Sordariaceae.